CUACCUUAGAACAUAUACUAUACAAAUGGCCAGACCGAGAGUUCGCAGAAAGAUAAGGAAUCCUUCACAGAAAGUAUCUCGCAAGCAGAAAAACCGCAUGGACAUUUCGUUUGAAAAUGCUCAUCCACUGGUCAAAGACAAUUGGGACAAGAAAAAAACAUUACAUCAGAAUUACGAGAGUAUGGGAUUGAUGGUGUCUUUGAAUGGCGCUGCAGGUGGAACUGGUCAUGAAGCUGCUGAUGUGGUUCAGGAAAUGAUGCGUGUCGAUAAGCUCAAGAAUGAUGUCGAAUGGAGAAUGUUGGAUGAUUCACCGGAUAGUUCUGUUGAUGACUGCAGCAAUACAAAGACUGCAUCGACGCACAAAUCUUCAUCGUCUGCUACGUUAUCCAAAAAAACAAAACCUGUUGGCAAGUUUUCAGUCUCCAAGCGAUCAAACUCUUUCCAAGCUGAUCAACCAGAGCUUGAUUUACUCGACUUUACUCCAAUAGAAGCAGAGAUUGAGGUCGAUUCUCGCACAAAACGACUUGGCGUUAAAAUGUCAACCAGACGAAUGAUUGAGCCAACUUCACCAGCCACCUCUGUCAAUCCUAUCAUUGCAACCAUGCAAGAGGAAGCCAAUAAUGUCGUGAAACUUAUUCGUCAUACAUCAAGCAAUGAGGAUUUGGUGUAUGCAGAUUUGAUUAGCAAGCAUGGCCUUGAUUAUGAAGCCAUGAGUAAAGAUUUGAAAUUAAACAGGUACCAACUGACUAAAGGACAGCUACAGCGCAAAAUCAGGACAUUGGUAUUGGUAAAAUAGGCAUGGAUUGUGGUGAGUAGAUUUGCUAGAUCUG
Molecule: messenger RNA, 830 nt
Organism: Batrachochytrium dendrobatidis JAM81
Lineage: Eukaryota; Fungi; Chytridiomycota; Chytridiomycetes; Rhizophydiales
Exons: 1
Coding region: 26-796 (256 amino acids)
Biological process (GO): ribosomal large subunit biogenesis
Cellular component (GO): nucleolus
Source: RefSeq, a predicted model, not a curated record